Gorilla gorilla gorilla (western lowland gorilla) is the source of this 3374-nucleotide messenger RNA. It is a transcript of the gene TRMT10B, whose product is annotated as tRNA methyltransferase 10B. The transcript is spliced from 9 exons. Lineage: Eukaryota; Metazoa; Chordata; Mammalia; Primates; Hominidae. The record is from RefSeq and is a predicted model, not a curated record. The coding region runs from base 672 to 1664 and encodes 330 amino acids. Gene Ontology annotation, biological process: tRNA N1-guanine methylation. Gene Ontology annotation, cellular component: nucleus; nucleoplasm. Gene Ontology annotation, molecular function: tRNA binding.
ACACAGAUUGAGCAGAUCUCUGCUUCUGUGAUGUCCAACUUCACCUUUGCUUUCUGAGGAUCCCUAGGUGGCAAUCACCUAAUCAGUAUUUAUUGAGCUUCCAUUCUGUGCCAGGCCUUAUGCCAGUCAACAGAGAUACAAAGAUACAAACGAGGUGGGCCCCGCCUUCAGGAGUGUUAGCUUGUUCUAUUACUCUUCUGAUGGUGGUUGGAGUUGUUUUUAUUUGAUUUUCAAGAUUAUUGCAUCCCAAGUUCCUGGUUUAAGAAACAUUCUCAGGGACUGUAGAGAUUUGGAGAAACAUGAGGUAAAAGGAGGGGAAAAGAAAGGAAGGGAGUGGGAGUGGUGGCGGUAAACUUCAGUUCAAUUAAACAAAAAAUAAACACUGCUGUUUUCAAGGUUCUAUACUGUGAACUCUUAAGUGUUUAGGUAAAUGUAGGUAUAAGCCCUCCUACAAAGGAAUUCAGUUUGAUAGGAGAGAAGAUACCAGCACAGACUUUCCAAUUUUUGAAAACAACAGUGGAAGUCUGUAGCUCUAGGAUCUCCUAUCCUAGAUCUCUUUUCCCCUCCUUAGCCAGACUACCUCCAAAGAGAUCUCUAGAUCCAUUGCCUCCCAUUCCCCAACAGGCCCCGGCAUACAGUAGGAGCUCGGUGGAAUGUUUAUUAACUAAUGAAUGGUCAACACAGUCUGGUUGAAAGGACAGAGGACUAAGUCCAUGGACUGGAAAUUGGAAGGGAGUACUCAGAAAGUAGAGUCACCUGUGCUGCAGGGGCAAGAAGGCAUCCUAGAGGAGACAGGUGAAGAUGGACUUCCUGAAGGCUUCCAGCUUCUGCAGAUCGAUGCGGAAGGCGAGUGCCAGGAGGGAGAGAUCCUGGCCACAGGCAGUACGGCAUGGUGCUCGAAAAAUGUCCAGAGAAAACAGAGACACUGGGAAAAGACAGUUGCAGCAAAGAAGAGCAAAAGAAAGCAAGAAAAAGAACGAAGAAAAGCCAAUCGUGCAGAAAAUCCAGGCAUUUGCCCCCAGCACAGCAAACGUUUCCUGAGAGCUCUAACCAAAGACAAACUUUUGGAAGCCAAACACUCAGGACCAAGACUAUGUAUCGAUCUGAGUAUGACCCACUACAUGUCAAAGAAGGAAUUAAGUAGACUGGCUGGACAGAUUCGAAGGUUGUAUGGUUCAAACAAAAAAGCUGACAGGCCAUUUUGGAUCUGCCUCACUGGAUUCACAACAGACAGUCCCCUUUAUGAAGAGUGUGUGAGGAUGAAUGAUGGAUUUUCUAGUUACCUGUUAGACAUAACAGAAGAAGACUGCUUUAGUUUAUUUCCCCUGGAAACCCUUGUGUACCUGACUCCUGACUCAGAACACGCUCUUGAAGAUGUUGAUCUAAACAAAGUUUACAUCCUCGGUGGGCUUGUGGAUGAAAGCAUUCAGAAGAAGGUGACAUUUCAAAAGGCCCGGGAAUACUCUGUCAAGACUGCACGCUUGCCAAUCCAGGAAUACAUGGUCAGAAACCAGAAUGGGAAAAACUAUCAUUCAGAGAUACUGGCCAUCAAUCAAGUGUUUGAUAUCCUGUCCACUUACUUAGAGACUCACAACUGGCCUGAAGCAUUGAAGAAAGGAGUUUCUUCAGGAAAAGGCUAUAUUCUUCGGAACUCAGUGGAAUGAUGGGCCUAAGAUUGCAGCUGUGUGGCCAGGUGCUCACGCCGUAAUGCCAACACUUUGGUAGACCGAAGUGGGCAGAUCACCUGAGGUCAGGAGUUCAUGACCAGCCUGGCCAACAUGGUGAAACCCUUCUCUACUGAACAUACAAAAAUUAGCCAGGUGUGGUGGCGCAUACCUGUAGUCCCAGCUACUUGGGAGGCUGAGGCAGGAGAAUCACUUGAACUCGGGAGGCGAAGGUUGCAGUGAGCCGAGAUUUCACCAGUGCACUCCAGCCUGGGUGACAGAGCAAGACUCCAUCUCUAAAAAUAAAAAAAAAUGCAGCUGCAGGAGUGAGGUGCUUGGAGGUACCUUGACCCAAAGAGCAGGGCAGAGGGUGGCAGUGGCACAUAGGCAAGUGUCUUUGCAUGACAUCUUCUCAGAGCUUCACAAUAAGCUAAUGUCAGGGACCACAUUUAAUGCUUUUUAAUCUCCCAUAGCGCCUGGCUCACAGGAAGUGCUCAGAUAUGUUAAGUAAUAAAAAGUUAAUGUGGUGGGUGCAGUGGCUCACACCUGUAAUCCCAGCACUUUGGGAGGCUGAGGUGAGUGGAUUACAAGGUCAGGAGUUCCAGACCAGCCUGGCUAAUAUGGUGAAACCUCGUCUCUACUAAAAAUACAAAAAUUAGCUGGGCAUGGUGGUGCGUGCCUGUAGUCUCAGCUACUCAGAGGCUAAGGCAGGAGAAUCACUUGAACCCGGGCAGCGGAGGUUGCAGUGAGCCAAGAUCCAGCCUGGGCGACAGAGCCAGACUCUUGUCUCAAGGGAAAAAAAAAAAAUUUACGUAACAAGGAAUUAGCCUCAAAACCAAAUGGCUUUGGACGUGCUAAUUCAACUUUUGUACAUCUAUUUGUGAGACACCUCUUGAAAUUGUUUAAAUGGUUACAUCAAGAGUUUAAUAUUCACUAAACUGGCAUCAUAAAAUUGUAUGACUUUCUCCAGCCUUGUCUGACCAUGCUUGUUGUUGCCCAGCUCAGUAAUAAGCUUUGCAGGAUCCAGCCUGUUCUGACCUAUCCCUACUGAGUCCCCAUAACAUUUUGUUCCCUCCUGUGGCUCUUACCCUGUUCUCCCUUGCAGAGUAUGGGCAUGGAGGGCUUCUCUUCCUAAUCCUUCCUAAUGGUAGGAUCCUAACAGGACAAAUCUGUGUACCUAUCUUUCUAUCCUCCCUGAGCCUGGUACCAACUAGAUUCUUCAUAUGUAUUUGUAACAGAUUAAAUUGUAAAGCAAACACAGUAUUGAUAAAAGUCUGUCUUGAAAAUAGCUAGAAAGUGUUAGUCUUGAAAAUAGCUAGAAAGUGUUAGACACAUGAACACGUCAGAUAACCUACUUAUUACACAAAUCUCAUGUUCAUGUCCCAGUUGGACGUAUUUGCUUCAGUUACUCUGACAGUUUGGGUUAACUUGCUAGUUAAGCAGCUAGCAAAUUCGGGACAUGUAUUCAAUAUCAAAAGAACCAACAGAUUACUUCUCUGCUCUGUCCCCUCCCCUUCACAAUUUAAUUCCUAAGGAACUGUGUUCACCUAAUAAAUUAUAUCAGUGCCUUUCUAUUUAAAAACUGGCUAGACAGUUCAUAAUAAAAGAUAUGGGACCAACCUAAGUACCCGUCAACCAAUGAAUGGAUAAAGUGUGGUAUAUAUAUCCAAUGGAAUAUUAGCCAUAAAAAAUAAAAGUCUUUUGCAGCAA